AUGGGAUGCAUAUCUUCAAAAACUCACACAUUAAUAGUAGAUUAUGAAGGAACUAAAAAAGAAAAAGCAGGAGGAUACACUGACUAUUUGCAAGCAAGAAAAUGGAUAUCAAAUGAGUUUCCUCAUCUAAGAUCUCAAGCUUUUCUGUUACAAACAAUGGAUAAACCUCCAAUGACGAUAAAAAACUCCCAAGAUUUUACAAACGCUUUACGGUUGAAUCCAAAAGUCUUAAAAUUAAAAAUUACUUUAGAAAGACCCCAAAUCUUAAGUACUGAUCCUAUAAGCAAACUUUCCCAAGCAGUUGUAAAGAUUAAAAAUGCAGCUGGCCAUAUAGAAGGAACAGGAGUGCUCAUAUCAGAAACCCUGCUUCUUGCCAGCAGCGAAAUCCUAAAAGAUGAUCUUUGCCUAGAAAAUUACAGUGUUAUGUUUUAUGAUUCACGAUCAACUACAGUUCCAUUCGACUUGAACAGAUUUUAUCACAAAUUUGGAGUAAAUGAGGAAAAUUAUUUUGCUUUGGCACAGUUGAGCUGGUGCAGACAAUUAGAUGUAUUAUUGCACGAUGUCAAGCCUGUCCCUUUAGAGUUAGAACCAUCUUCUAGACGAGGAACAAAAGCUGAUAUUUUGUAUUACCUAAAAACAAAUCCGUCAUUGAAUAGAAGGACUGUAGGCUACAAUAUAGAAAGAGAUAAAAUAAGCCUAGGAGAUAUUUUAUUAGGGGAAGGAGCUCAGGGCGCCCCAAUUUUUGAUGAAAAUUGCAAGCUGCUUGGAUUUUUUUCGACAAAAAUUAAUGCAGGAAUUUCGGUUAAAGCUGUAACUGAGGAACUCAAAAAGUUGUAUAAGAAAGGAAAUCAUGGGGUAGAUGAUCAAAUUGAAUAUGCUUUUAAAAAUUCUAAUUUAGAUCUUCCUGAGCAAGAUUUUCAAUUGCCAGAAGAAGAACCAACGAAUUUAUAUCUUGAAAGUGCUUGCUACUUGGAUUAUAAAAAUGAAAGUCUGAAUUAUCAGCAUUUUACAGAAACAAAAAUUAGAAAAAUUUAUAUCAUAUAUUUUAAAUUUUUUAUAGAGCUUUUGAUGGUAUGAAAAUUUAAUGAUUUAAUAUAUCAUAAAAAAUUUUGCUGUAAGAAAAUGGUACUAAAUGCCUCAACACAGAAUAAUUGUCCUGCUGAUAAAGGGUCCUGUGCUGUAGUCACGCCUAUUGGGAUUAUUAUUACUGGAAAAAGUCUUUCUGGAGACACAAAUAAAGCCUGAAUUUAUGAUAACGCUUUUUCUGAACUACCAAACACAUAUGAUAGCCAUGAGUACCAUUGCUCAGUUAUGCAUGAUAGCUCUCUCUAUGUUAUUUCUGGGAGAAAUUCGAUGUCAAUUGAAAUUUUUGACCUUAGCAAGCGUCAAUGGACAAGGCUUACAAAUUUCAGUAAAAAUCUCUACAAAGCUUCUUGUACAUCAAUUAACAGAAGAAUUUAUAUUUGUGGAGGAAUUAAAGGAGAAAAAAUAUCUCAUUCUAUAUAUUCACUAGAGGGAAGACAGCUGAUUAAACAUGCUUUUAAGAUGCCUGCAUUUAUUUAUGGAGGAGGGCUGCUAAAUUUAAGCUCAAAUCUUGUCAUCUACUUUGGAGGGGUUAUCGGGCUGGAAGAUACAUACAAAGAAAAAAAUCUCAAAUCUUUCAUGAUUAAUAUAGAUAAUGGGAGUAUUUUAGAAGGGAAGAACUUAGAAGAGUCAAUGGAAUUCUAUACAAUUCAACCCUAUUAUAGGAAAAAAGAAGCAAUUAUAUUUUCUACUAAAGGUAAGUUAUUGAGAUAUUCAAGUUUCACUAGAUAUAAGUAUAUUUAUAUAGGAAAUAAUUUUUGCUAAUUUAUUUUAGAAAGGAUACGACAUCAAAAAAGCUAAGUUUUUUUAUUUCAGUAUUCAGCUUGAAGAGGCAGAGGACUAUAGCGUUGAUUAA
Blepharisma stoltei is the source of this 1939-nucleotide messenger RNA. Lineage: Eukaryota; Ciliophora; Heterotrichea; Heterotrichida; Blepharismidae. The record is from the annotation of a GenBank genome assembly.